Messenger RNA from Durio zibethinus, 840 nucleotides. Lineage: Eukaryota; Viridiplantae; Streptophyta; Magnoliopsida; Malvales; Malvaceae. The record is from RefSeq and is a predicted model, not a curated record.
AUGGACCUUGCAGACAACAGGCUAUCUGGGGUCAUACCAGCAUGUCUAGGAAAUUUAACUGGUAUGGUCUCGGAAGUUCAAUUUGAAGAUGCGAAGCCAUGUGAAGGGAAUGUGAUGAUUGUGGCCAAAGAAAGGGAAAUUGAAUACAGUAGCACACUUCCAUCGGUGAAGAUCAUAGAUCUUUCAGAAAAUAAUCUAUCUGGUAAGGUGCCUGAGGAGAUUACCAAGCUGCACAGAUUGGGUACAUUAAACUUGUCAAACAACCAUUUGACUGGGAGCAUUCCAUCAAAUAUUGGCAAUCUGAAGUUGCUUGAAACACUUGAUCUUUCAACAAAACAACUCUGUGGGAACCAGCUGCAAACUUUGAACGAUCCAUCUAUUUAUAAGGGUAAUCCAGGACUCUGUGGGGGGCCACUAGCUAAUAAAUGUGAGGAUGACAGAAUACCAAGUGAUCAUGCUGACGAUGACGCUGGUGAAGACAAUGUGAUAGAAAUGAAAUGGUUCUAUGUUGGAAUGUCAAUCGAAUUUGUUCUGGGAUUUUGGGGAGUGUGCGGAACAUUGUUGUUAAACAAGUCUUGGAGGCUUGCGUGUUUUCAACUCAUUGAUGAGAGGAAAGAGAAGGCAUCUAUGUUCAUUGCAAUGAGCUCGUCAGAAAAACGUUCAUUAGAACGAAGCUUAGAGAACCAACCAACCGAAGGUGAACAGACCAGGUGGGGUAUUCUCGUUCCAACUGUUCAAUUAAUUUUAUGGGACCAAACUGUUGGUGACAGAGUCACGUGUGUCCUCUCGAUCUAUGCCCCUAAACACAUAAUUGCAACUGUUCUUAAAUCUAAGGUUUGA